Chaetomium fimeti is the source of this 2326-nucleotide messenger RNA. RefSeq lists its product as uncharacterized. Gene Ontology annotation, molecular function: zinc ion binding; DNA-binding transcription factor activity, RNA polymerase II-specific. Gene Ontology annotation, biological process: regulation of transcription by RNA polymerase II. The transcript is spliced from 2 exons. The record is from RefSeq and is a predicted model, not a curated record. NCBI's taxonomy places the organism in Eukaryota, Fungi, Ascomycota, Sordariomycetes, Sordariales, Chaetomiaceae. Bases 263 to 1876 code for a protein of 537 amino acids.
CAACAGUGACAUUCCGUCCCAUUCACAACCACGACUUCUCCCUUCCUCCCGGCAACGUCGAGAUCGGUGACAAACAAUUGGGUCUUUUGUGCAGUGUGUCUUAGUAUGGAAAGCGGCGAGCCGCAUGUGCCGGCACAGAAGGCCGCAGAGUAACAGAGGAGGAGCAAUUGAAACCGACCACAGAGGACCGACCUAGCGCUCCAGAAGCCCCAACACUCGCGAUUCCUCAGCCGCUAGUUAGUUGGCAGAUCGAGCAGGUAGUAUGCCACCGCGCCGCUCUCACAAAAAGUCCCGGUCUGGUUGCCGGCGAUGCAAGUCACGCAAGAUCAAGUGCGACGAGGUCCAUCCGCGAUGCGGCAACUGCGUAAAGCACGGUGUCCCGUGUGACUUUGAGCAUCCCGAGAUCGUGGCCGAGCUCCAAGCCACUGCUGCUACGGAGUCGCCGUCGACGCCCGCCUCGACCGUGAACUUCGGAUCCCCCAUCUCUCGAUAUGCAUCCGUCAUACCCGGAGCUUCCGCCGUUGCCACGCCGUUAUGCCGAGCUCCGUCGACCCAGGCCGUCUCCCAAACCACGCCGCCGGGUCACCGGCUGCUUGAGCUGAGGUUGAUGCAUCAAUACACAGCCAUGACAUGCAAGACAUUCACAUUUACCGCGCCGGUGACGGAGGAUAUUUGGAAGAUCACGGUGCCGAACCUCGCCUUCACUGGGUCCCAGCAUCUGGCGGACGCCAUACUCGCCGUUGCUGCGCUCCACCUGCGCAGUAUGGUGCCGAACGACAAGGAGCUAAUACGCGCGUCGCAUGCCUACAUGGCUGCCUCGCUUGCUGAGUAUAGCGCCGCCCUAACAAAGGGUAUCAACCACAACAACGCCGAAUCCCUAUUCCUGACGUCAACCCUCAUCGCGUUCCAGUCCACGGCCACUAGGGUGUUCAUGAAGGAUGAGGUCAUGGUCGGCGCGGGAAACGACGGUGAUGCCAGCGCCAACCGGCAGCGGAAUCAGCCGUCCGGGUGCUAUUCCAUUCCUUUCUCAUGGUUCCACUCCUUUCAAGGGGUCAAGGCGAUCACCGCUGCCUCGUGGCAAUACCUCCGUGCGAGCCCUGUAGUAACGCAAGUCAUCAACUCGCAAGCUGUCCUCCAACUCGACUUCACCGCUGGGCCCAAAACCUUCUUUGGGCACUUACUCGAAGGCAUGGAGGAGGAACUCGCUGCCAUGGGCGAUGCUUCCUCGACAACGCCCCGCGCUACACCGCAAGCCGGGGGCGCACCUUCCCCAACAUCACCCGCAUCCCCCGGUUACCAGCCGCCAAACAAACCUUCUGCGGCCGCCGAACUCAUAGCAUCCACGCGGCAAGCGUACCAACACGCCGUGGCCGUUCUCAACUGGGCGCAUAAGAUCCCGCACAAGGGCGCGCCGCUCGCCUUCCCGGCCACCGUCUCCCGGCGCUUCAUUGAGCUCCUCGAGGAGCGGCGCCCGCGCGCGCUCGCUAUCCUCGCUUGCUUCUUUGCCCUGCUCAAGUCGAUGGAUUCGAUCUGGUGGCUGCAGGGCAUGGCGCGGCGUGAGGUCCUGGGUGUCGUCUCGCUCUUCAACAGUGACUUCUUCGGCGCCGACGCCUACCGCACCUGGUGGCCGCACCUCGAGUGGGCGAUGCGCAUCGCCCUGUAUGAGCAUCCUAGCGGCGGGAACAACACCGGGGAGCCAAUACCGGCCGACAUCUGGGGCGCGGAUUGGUACGCCGAGGAGCGCGCCCUAGAGGAAGGGCAGGACCAUCACGGCGGUUAUGUCGGGCAUAUCGAGCUACUAAGCCAGAUGGGCAGUGCCAUGCAGAGCAUACCCAGCGUACCGGAGUUUGUGCCCGUUAUGGGGAACCAGGGGUGACGACCGGGAAGAGAAAGGGAUGAGAGAAAGAGAAAUGAGGCGCGGUUACUGUAACCCCCUGGCCGAACCCUAUCACGUCGCCUACCUGCCUAGGCGGCAGCCUUCAGCCAGGGGUUGCAAGAUUCGGCAUAGCGCCAGAGCUAAACCCAGAUGAACAAACGCGGACAACGGCCGCGGUAAUACAUACGCAGAGAGAUAGGCUGAGAUGCAAGGCCAAUCACCGGGCACCCGAACAUAAGCAACAAGUUGGUUCGGGUCCGAGGCGGAUCCCCGUAAGUCAAUGAGAGAUCGAGACCCCAUCGAGGGUAUUUAGGUAGCAUAUGCGGUAACAUUAUCCCAGUACCAGAUGGGGCAUCGACCCCUGGGGGGAUGGGAGGGGCAGCUGUUCGGGGAUACAGCUGCGCGAGCAGCAGACACAAGCAGAGGUUGAGGUGUACAUACGGUAUAUUA